AUUGGGGCCAUGAAGCCACCAGAGAUCAGUUCCAAAACUCCACAGCCUCCACCCACAAUCUAUUCUCCUCCCCCCAAAAUCUGCAUUUAAGUGCAAGCAGAAGCCACAACUAGCAACUGAAGCAUUUCCACAGGGGUCCAACAGACCACUACGACGUCUGUCAGACACCAUCGUGCCUCCAUCACCAUGGCUACCCAGGAUCCCAGCCCCCGGCCGGGCCCAGUCUCCUACCGCGGCCGCAGCUCUCUACCCAUGGCCAGCUCCAAUACAGACGACCAGGAGGUCCUGCAGUUUGAGCCUUUCCAGCUGAUGCCUCGUGGCCCCCCUCCCCUGAAAGAAUUCCUGGAUAUCUGGGAUGUGAACAAUUUAAAUGACAUCAACAAGAAGCAGCACCACACCGAUCUGUACGCCAACGACAACCUCAUUGUGCGCCGGGCCCAAGAGUUCCAGAUCCGGAUCACCUUUGACCGAGCCUACAACCCCUUACAAGACCAGUUCCUGGUGGAGUUUGUCAUGGGCAGGUACCCACAGGUCAGCAAGGGCACAUACAUCCCAAUCCGCAUUGACGAGGAGAGACCGCAGUCCUGGCAAGGGAGGGUCCUGGAAUCCAAGGACAACAUGGUAACUGUGGGCAUCACAGCAACGCCAGACUGCAUUGUGGGAAAGUUCCGCAUGUACGUUGCCGUCAUCACGCCUUACGGCAUCCGCAGAACACAGAGGGAUCCCAACACAGAUGUUUACAUCUUGUUCAACCCUUGGUCACAAGCUGACUCUGUGUAUCUGGAUGACGAGGCAGAACUCGGGGAAUGUAUCCUGAAUGAAACGGGGGUCUUAUACCAUGGGGAGGUCAAGGACAUUUCAGUCCGACCAUGGAGUUAUGGCCAGUUUGAGUAUGGCAUUCUGGAUGCCUGCCUUUACGUGAUGGACAAGGCCUCCAUGCCUCUGAUCAACAGAGGAGAUGCAGUGAAAGUGGCCCGCAUGGCCUCAGCUAUGAUGAACUCCAAGGAUGAUGAUGGGGUCCUAGUGGGGAACUGGAGCGGAGAUUACAUUUAUGGAGUAGCUCCUACGGCCUGGACCGGCAGCGUGGAAAUCCUCCUCAAUUACGCCAACAGUGGCAUGCCUGUGUGUUACGCUCAGUGCUGGGUCUAUGCUGCUGUGUUUAACACAUUUCUGCGGUGCCUAGGUAUCCCUGCCAGGGUGGUCACCAACUUCUACUCCGCCCAUGAUAACAACGGCAACUUGAAAACUGAUCUCAUCGUGGAUGAGAAUGGGCAGGUGGACAAGGAACGCACCAAAGAUUCCAUCUGGAAUUAUCACUGCUGGAAUGAAUGCUACAUGGCCAGGCCAGACCUGCCCCAAGGCUUUGGGGGCUGGCAGGUAGUGGAUGCCACCCCCCAAGAAACCAGUGAUGGUUUGUAUCGGUGUGGCCCUGCUUCUGUCUACGCCAUCAAGCAUGGGCAGGUCUGCUAUCCUUUUGACGCGCCUUUUGUUUUUGCAGAGGUGAACAGUGAUGUUGUGUUCUAUAAGCGGAACAAGAAUGGUACUCUUGAACAAGUCAAGGUGGACAAGACCCAUGUGGGCCAAUUGGUGCUGACCAAGGACAUUGGUAGCGACAAGUCAAGGGAUAUUACAAGCCAAUACAAAUUUCCAGAAGGCACAGAGGAGGAGCGAACGGUGCUGGAAAAGGCAGAAGAGUUUGGAUGCAGCCGGGUGCAAUCCACACUGCCACCUGCUGACGUGGAGCUGAGGAUCACUGUGCAGGAUGUGAUGGUGGGCAAUGAUUUUCAGCUCAGCCUCGAGUUCAAGAACUUGACUGAAUUGAAACGCACAGCCAGCGUGUACAUCAGCGGGAAUAUAGUCUACUACACCGGUGUCACCAGUUCUGAAUUCAAGUUUAAGACCCAAAAGGUGAAACUGGAGCCCUUUGAAUACAAAAAAGUGACUCUGGAUGUAAAUUCCAAAGAGUACUUAAGUAAGCUGGUGGAGCAGGCCAACCUGAACUUCAUCAUCACAGGGCGUAUUCCUGAGACUGGCCAGAUCAUCAGCGCCAUGCAGGUGGUUGCCCUUCACACCCCUAAACUCUCUGUCAAGGUCAGUGGGUCACAAAAAGUCAGUGAAGAAAGUUUUGUCACAGUGGAGUUCACCAACCCCUUCAAGUACAAUCUGGAGAAUGUGUCCUUGCGUGUGGAAGGGCCAGGCUUGAUGAAGGCUAAAAACAAAGUUUACAGUGUGAUCCCUCCCAACUCUUCCCUGACCUGGACUGAGUCUUUCAGCCCUUGGAGGCCUGGCCCAGCCUGGCUAAUUGCCAGCCUUGAUUGUGCCGCUCUGAGGCAGGUGUAUGGGCAUGUGGAAGUGAAUAUCCAAAGCUCCGAGGGCGGGCUGUGACACCAUCGGCUCACACUGACAGACAUCUUAACUGCUAUUUGCUUCCACAUGCUGUUUGCUUUCAUGGCUAUAAUUCUGCACCUGCAGCCUUAGCACCACUACGUGUUCCGUGGUACCUUAACAUUCUAUGUGAAUUGAAUUGUUCUGUAAUCACCAAAGCUACUAACAAUGAGAGUCGUGGAGACAUGCAUGACAGAAAUUUGAAGUUUUGUCCACCAAAUCUUUAUUUAGAGAAGCCACUAUGCUUUCGAGAUUCCUGAUUACUUUCUGAAUGAAUGGACACGAGACACCCUAUAUCAAAUACUUGCAUCUACCACAAACGGUGUCCUGUGUCCUGUACAUUUUCCAGUGUGUCCUGUACAUUUUUCAUCAAGAAACAUUAAGACUGAACAUAGGUUGCAAUUUUCAGUAUUCUUAAGUGUCUUGUACACGUCUGGCACAGAUCUUUACACAGCAAUGUGUACUUUGUAUCCAUCCAUUUUUCAUAGCUGUUUCUCCUGUGCAAGGUUGCCGUGAUUUUUGAGGCUAUCCUAGGAAUCACAGGGCACAAAGAUGGGGGACGAGCUGGAUGCAAUUCCAGAUCACAAGAGCUUUCAUUAAAAAAUUAACACACGUUCAGCUGGUAAAAGUAAGAGUCAUAUUAUUGCACUGUGGUUUUCUGGGUUCCCCCGUCCUCCAUACACAUUCUGUUUGUGUUACAAUCGACAUAUUUAAUCGAAAUCACUCAGUAGGUGGAACUGUCACCAUUCGCUUCCACAGAGGUACCAAAUCAUUUGGAAGACGAAAGUAUUUAUAGUGUGUCUAUAUACAACUUCUUUUACUUAACUAAAUGACUGAUAUCCAUUAAUUAUACAGAUACUUCUAUCAUUUAACUGAAAAACAUUCAUUAUUAAUAACGCAUGUGGUGUAUCCAGAGGUCUGUAAAGGAGAAUUACUAAGAAAUACAGAUUCACAGAUUAAACAAAACCUCUAACUCGUA
Brienomyrus brachyistius is the source of this 3364-nucleotide messenger RNA. RefSeq names its product coagulation factor XIII, A1 polypeptide b (gene f13a1b). NCBI's taxonomy places the organism in Eukaryota, Metazoa, Chordata, Actinopteri, Osteoglossiformes, Mormyridae. The transcript is spliced from 15 exons. Gene Ontology annotation, biological process: peptide cross-linking; blood coagulation, fibrin clot formation. Gene Ontology annotation, molecular function: protein-glutamine gamma-glutamyltransferase activity. Bases 187 to 2385 code for a protein of 732 amino acids. The record is from RefSeq and is a predicted model, not a curated record.